UUCAACCUUUAACUCAGUCAACUGCUAGCCGUGUAGCCAAACGUAUCACACUUGGGGUAUAGAAAGCGUUGCUUGUCGCGUGUCUGAUUAAAAUACCGCAACAUUAUCGUGCGCCUUUGUUAUUGUCUUAAUCAAUUUUCAAACGCAGUCAAACGGUGAGCCAUAUAUUCUAAUCACAACGAUCUUGUACCACAAUCGAUUAAGCCAUGCGCGGCUAUUUUGUUUACUACUUGAAAAUACUCUGGGCCUUUUGUGUUAUUAACGAAACGAUCGCCAGUGCCAUAAAGAUCACCAAAGACGAUGCAUAUAAGAAGUUGCUAUCAUUACGUUCGCUGGCAUUCGAAGAUUGCGUCGGGUCAAGCUCCCUGUAUAAUGUGAACUACCUGAACAUUGAAAACUGCUCGAGGGUGCCCUGUUCUAUGGCUCGCGAUUCCACUGUUAAGGUUACGGUGCUCUUCGAUGAUAACGGCAAUGGUGUUUCAUUUCUAAAACACGAGGUGCGUUGGGUCUUCACCUACCUCAAGAGCGAGGCGGCCAUAUCUCCAGAUCCUUGCGAUGGCGAUCAUAACUGCAUAUUGAAUGUGAAUGAAAGCAAAAGCUAUUGGGCCAAUAUCUAUGUGAAUUCAACAUUACCAGUGAUGAAGGGCAGUAUGCUAUGGGAGGCCAAAGAUGAAAACAAUAAAAAUCUCAUUUGCUUUGAGGUGCCCGUUGUGAUUACAAUGUAACAACAUACACACACACACAUACACACAUACACACUCA
Drosophila hydei is the source of this 762-nucleotide messenger RNA. RefSeq names its product NPC intracellular cholesterol transporter 2 (gene Npc2f). Lineage: Eukaryota; Metazoa; Arthropoda; Insecta; Diptera; Drosophilidae. The coding region runs from base 207 to 725 and encodes 172 amino acids. Gene Ontology annotation, biological process: sterol transport. The transcript has 5 exons. Gene Ontology annotation, molecular function: sterol binding. The record is from RefSeq and is a predicted model, not a curated record.